Molecule: messenger RNA, 5274 nt
Organism: Neopsephotus bourkii (Bourke's parrot)
Lineage: Eukaryota; Metazoa; Chordata; Aves; Psittaciformes; Psittacidae
Gene: FBXO8
Product: F-box protein 8
Exons: 6
Coding region: 134-1093 (319 amino acids)
Biological process (GO): regulation of ARF protein signal transduction
Molecular function (GO): guanyl-nucleotide exchange factor activity; protein binding
Source: RefSeq, a predicted model, not a curated record
CCGCUGCUCCCACCACCUCUCGCGCCGCCGGGGGCUCCUCAGCCACCUCCUGCCCGGCGAGGCUCACGCACGGACUCGGGCCGGGCUCGUCGCGGCGGCGGUUGGGACCCGAACUCGGACAGCAGGCUCGCAGAUGGGUCAGGGACUCUGGAGAGUUGCUAGGAACCAGCAACUGCAACACCAAGGAUACAGUGGACAAGGCUAUUUUACCAGAGAGCAUGGUAGGAGGAUAGCUACCAACAGUGUUUCCAAUACAAGCCAUCGAAAACAAACCCAAGGAGGCAUUGAUAUCUACCACCUGUUGAAGACCAGAAAAACUAAAGAACAAGAAGGAUUCAUUAACCUGGAAAUGCUGCCACCAGAGCUUAGUUUUACCAUUUUGUCAUACCUGAAUGCAACUGAUCUCUGUCUAGCUUCAUGCGUCUGGCAGGAUCUUGCUAAUGAUGAGCUUCUUUGGCAAGGGUUGUGCAAAUCCACUUGGGGUCACUGUUCUAUAUACAAUAAGAAUCCACCUCUAGGAUUUUCUUUUAGAAAAUUGUAUAUGCAGCUAGAUGAGGGCAGUCUCACCUUUAAUGCCAACCCUGAUGAGGGAGUCAACUACUUUAUGUCCAAGGGCAUACUAGAUGAUUCGCCAAAAGAAAUAGCUAAGUUUAUCUUUUGCACAAGAACACUAAAUUGGAAGAAGCUGAGAAUCUACCUUGAUGAAAGGCGAGAUGUUUUGGAUGACCUUGUGACGCUGCAUAACUUCAGAAAUCAGUUCUUGCCAAAUGCACUGAGAGAGUUCUUCAGACACAUUCAUGCUCCUGAGGAGCGUGGGGAGUACCUUGAGACUCUCAUAACAAAGUUUUCUCACCGAUUCUGUGCUUGUAACCCUGAUUUGAUGAGAGAGCUUGGCCUUAGCCCUGAUGCAGUUUACGUACUGUGUUACUCUUUGAUUCUACUUUCCAUUGACCUAACAAGCCCUCACGUGAAGAACAAAAUGUCAAAGAGGGAAUUCAUCCGAAAUACACGGCGAGCUGCACAGAAUAUCAGUGAAGAUUUUGUAGGGCACCUUUAUGACAACAUCUACCUUAUUGGCCAUGUGGCUGCCUAAAAGCACAAUUUCCUAGCACUUAAAAUUUGUAAUUUUCAAAAGCUACAUCAAUUCAAGAAAUUAUUUUGUAGAGAUGGGGGUUAUUUUAGUGCUGGUCAUUCUAACCUCUGUAUGCAAUCAAAGUUUGUGUGUGUAAGUGUGUGUGUGUGUGUGUGUGUGUGUGUAAACUACCUUUUCUAUCUUUACCAUGGGAAUAGAAAGAUUUGGAGAUCUGUUUUUCAUAAUUUUUUUAGUUUUGCACAAAACCACAGCCUGAAGCAGCCAUGUACAAAUGUUAAACUGACAUUACGGUCUAAACUGACAAAGUGGUGGAUUUGUGCAUUAGAUCUGCUUGAAACUUUAAUAAGUUCAUUCUUUUUAGAAUACCAUGUAAUGUGUAUAUAUUUAACUAAAGAGAUUUAUAAUCAUAAUUAUUUUAUUGUAAAAUAUUUUAACUAAAAUUUCUUUUAUCUCUUAAAUGUUGUACUUCUUUCUUUUGAAUUUUUUUACAGUGCUGACUACCUCAGAUACAUAAUUUAGACAAAUAUUGAUCUGAAUACUUCAAUGAAGUUUACUCUAGGAGAUAGCAGAACACUUGUAAAAUAUCUACGAUUAUAUCUAAUACUGCACUGACUGACUUAAAUUAGCAUAUUGCCAACCUGCUAUUCACUCAGUUUUAAAGAAGAUUGUAACUGCUAUUUUAGGUGAAUCCUGAUGUCAUACAGGGACAGCCUAGGGAAAUCAUGCAGUUUACCUGGAGAGUUUACUUAACCUAUAUUGCAGAUGCUAGUUACUGGGGACAUAGGACAACUACAAUUAUCUAUUCAGCAUAGUAAGAAAGAAAAAAUCUCAACAGGGAAAGUGGUAGGGGCAGCUAACAUGUUGCUACUUUCAACUGCUUCCCUCAGUCUAGAAGUGUCAAUGAUGGAAAUGCCUAGGCAAAUAUAUACCAGAUGACUCGUUGCUAAAGCUGUUAAAAACUGGCUGUGCAAGAUCAGAGCAGUGACUGUGUAGGACUGGAGAGGUGACUUGGACUCAGAUACUGAGUUAUACUUCCUAAGUCUGACAUGUAGCUAGGUUUUAAAUAGUUCUGGAUUUAUGAAAAUAUUUCAAAUAUGGUCCUGGUCAGGUUGUGUUUCACAUUUUCUGAAGUGCGUAGAAUAUUAAUAGUGCAACUGCUGUGCAUGUGGAGGAACUGAAUAAGGAUUUUCCUGGGUUUUGUUCAGAUAUCUCAUAGAGCAGUGCUUUUCUUAAAUUGUCAUACUACAUAGUUGAAAUCAGCUGUUCCUGAUUAUGUUUGUUUACAUAAUAUUCAGCAAUCGCUAGCAUCUGGAUUCAUCAUGGUAACAAGUAUAUUUAUCCUUUUUCCCUGUCACACCAUGAGGUGAGGUAGGAAGAUACUCUUAGUUCUGUUUUACAAAUUAAUCUGAUGUGUGUGUGUGUGUGUGUGUGUGUAGAAAGCCUAUGGCAGAGCAAAGGAUUGGAUGCAAGUCGUACUCCUCAUAGGCACGCACUUUGCCCACACUGCUGCUUUCCAUUUGGCACCUAGGGAGUGUUACAUUUGUCUUGGAAGCCAGAAGAACGAUGACAAUGUCAGCACACAUAAGGGCUACAUAAAUGACAGGGAGGAAACAAUGUAGCUACUGCUGCGAUUUCAAGUGUUUAAUAGGUUUUGGUUAUAGCUCUGGUCCACAUGCAAAAAUGCACCCAGAAAAAGUUGUGGGGUUUUUAUUACUUUACCUUUAAUCAAGAGAAAAUGCCAUUUGUAUUUGUAGUAUACACAGCUAAAGACAGGAGCCAGCAGCAGCACAGCUAUUUUCCAGACAGGUUUUACAAUGUUCCUCCCCUCUCUUGGGAUAACUUCAUCGUGUAUCAUUUCAUACAUUUCAGGAAGCCCAAGAAUGCAUUCCACAGUGGUCGAUUAGUGUUAAGCACAAAUAAGGAUUAUACGAUAUGGUGGGGAGCUUUGUUUAAGGCACAGGUAUCUGGUCCUGUUAAAACACAAAAACAAAACAAAACAAGCUAGAAAACUUUUAACUUGAUCUGUAAUAACAGUGAUAAAGGAUAAAUAUCUCUGUGCUCCUUAAUGUGAUCUUACAGAAACUGGAGCAUAUGGCUUUCUAGAAAACCCUCCUCAAAAGUUACACACUUAACAAGAAGAAUUCAGUGAAUUUUGAAAUUACAACUAAUCUUAUCAGGAAAAGUUUUCUUCUCAAACCACAAAUGCAGAGUGAGAGUCUCUUCUGACUAAUGUUUAUGUUAAAAUUAGCGAUACUGUUUUUGAUUUUCCAUUGAUACAAGAGUAUCAAUUGCUAAUUUGCAUUUCUCUUAAUUUCCACUUACCCUCAGUUCCCAUUCUCAAACAGAUAGAGAACAAAGCCUCCAGAGAGACAGAACAUGGGGUUUUUUUCUGGAAUAUCUGAGUACAUCUAUUAACAAGGUUUAGAAAGCUUCAGGGCCAGUGUAACAGCCAAGAAAAUAAAUUAGAAGCAGGAUGAUACGGUUAAAGUUUCCAUAAGACACAAGUCCAGGGGAGGAGAAAAAAAACAAAACAAAUCCCUAAUCACAUACAGAUAACAGCAUCUGAUCUUCACAAUAGGAUUUUGAACUGUUAGAUGGUUAACACCCAACUCAUGGUGUAUGUUACUAACUCAGAGUGGAACAGAAAACAGUAAACACAACAUGCCAAGUGUAAAUUCCCUUAGGGGUAACCAAGAAACAAAAAAUGACAAGAGACAUGUCUUCUGUCAUCUUUUCAAAUUUGAGGCUUUCUUGUGGCAGAGAAGUUGUUUUUUUCAUGUUAAGAAUGUAGACUUUGCAUGAUGUUAGGCCAUUUUUUGUCUUAAAAAAAAAAAAAAAAAAAAGCAAGUGUAACAAUACUCCCAUAAAGUGAGAAAGAUAAGGUUUGAAUUCUCUUAGUCAUCCUCUAAAACCCCUCUAGCAACCCAUGUUUUGGGCUGUGUCUUCUUCAAUGAACUAUUAGUACCUCCACAUACAUUUCAAAGAAAACAGAUACUUCAUUGAUCCAGGUGUCACUAGAUUAUGGGAUGUGGAAAUACCUACUUAAUAAAACACUUCCGAAGACCUAGGAUAAAGGAUCCCAAGCGUAAUUACAUGGGCAGGAUCAUACUCAUAGCUGUGAAGUGAUUCCUGAGUUACUGUGGUUCAACCACUGCUUGUCCUUUGAGCUGUGGCCAUGGGGUGCUGCCUUCAUGCUGGUUGUACACAGCACUGAAGGAACAAAUGAGCCUGCAGCCCAUCCCCCUGCAAAUACUAGUUAAUUCUGGUCCUAAAAGACACCAAAUUUGUACACUGAACGACUGUUUCUGAAAUAUUGCUAACUUUAGUGUAUCCAGAUGUGACAGAAGGACAACAAACAGUUCUUUGUUCAUGUAGGGGAAGUGAGUGUACCUGUGUCCAUGUACAGUGUCACAUAUUACAGAUCAUUUUUGCCUGCAUUAAAUUCUGAGGUUCUCAUUGAAUUUAUUCAAGGAAUACAGCAUAUAUUACAUAGUCACAUGAUUUAGUUAUAGACAGUGUCUCGGUCUCGUACUCUUCGUUUUCUCAAACCUUUUUCUGUCUUAAAUACUUUCCAUACUCUAAACAGCACAUUUAUUCAGCUUUGGCUUUUUUAAAUAAAUCAAAGCUGCUUCAACAUACAAAAGCGCAAACUGUACGUCAGAGAUGUGUUUGUCAAUUUUGAAAUGGGAAAGAAAUUUGCAUUCUGGGAAAAAACAUAAAUCAGUUUGUUCUCUUAAACCUUUCCCUCACACCCCCCACACUGGAAAAAGAAAAAUUGCAAACAGUUUCAAAAUACAGAUUCAGGAAAAUAAACUGUCUAGCUGGGCAAAUAAAUGUUACUAUUUCCUCAUCAGUAUACAUCAGUUUAUUGAUGUUCUUUACAUAAACAAAUUUAUCAACAGGAAUUGCUCUUUUUUGAAGUGGUAAUAGUUUUGAUCUCUCUGUAAGGCUGUCAUUGUGCAAUCUGAUAUUUUUAUAGUUUGGAUUUUAGAAAACAACUAUUAAAUUAAGUACUUAAGCAAAAUUGAGAUAUACUUACUUGAGCAUGUUAAAAUGUCAAAAUAACAGCAUUAAGUAUUUAGAAAAGCUAGAUUUAGUUGUAUUCUGUUGGAUUGGGAUUUUUUUUCUCUUUUCACAUAUUUCAUGUAAGUAUCAAAACUAAUAAACAUUAAGGCUGAUGA